Asparagus officinalis (garden asparagus) is the source of this 1764-nucleotide messenger RNA. RefSeq lists its product as uncharacterized. The coding region runs from base 1 to 1764 and encodes 587 amino acids. The record is from RefSeq and is a predicted model, not a curated record. Lineage: Eukaryota; Viridiplantae; Streptophyta; Magnoliopsida; Asparagales; Asparagaceae. The transcript has 6 exons.
AUGAAGGAGUUUAAUGAUGUUAUUAAUGAGUUGGAAUUGAUUGACAGUCCUUUACAUGGGAGGAAAUUUACUUGGUCAAAUAAGAGAAUGUCUCCUUCUAUGGCUAGGUUGGAUAGAGUUUUUUUCAACUCUGAUUGGGAAGAUAUUUUUCCUUUUUCUAAACAGCAGGGGCUUAGCAGUCAAUUAUCUGAUCAUGCUCCCAUUAGUUUUGAUUUUGGGGAUACUCAAUGUUAUGUUAAAAAGUUCAGAUUUGAAAAUAUUUGGUUGCGAUCUGAAGAGUUCAUAAAUAAUGUGCCUGUUUGGUGGAGAUGUGCUCCCUCAAGUGGUUCUGCAGCUAAGAAUAUAGUUGGGAAACUCAGAUUUAUGAGGAAAUGUAUAAAACAAUGGAUGCAUUCAAAUUUUCAUAGUGUGAGACAACAAAAGAAAGAUUUAUUAGAUAAUCUUUUAACUUGGGAAGUUUUGGAGGAGAAUAGAGAUUUGUCUGAUGAUGAGUUGAUCAAAAAAAAUAACACUGUUUUACAGCUGAAUGAAAUCUUAUUACAAGAAGAACGAAUGUGGAAACAGAGAUCUAAAGUACAAUGGUUAAAAGAGGGGGAUCAUAACACUAAGUACUUUCAUAAAAUUGCCAAUGGGAGAAAGAGAAGUAAUUUGAUUUCUUCAAUUACUUAUAAUAAUGUUGAAAUUAGUUCUGAAGAUGGUAUAGCUCAGAUUGAUUGGGGGCCCAAUGAUAUUGAACAACCUUUUUCGGUUGAAGAAGUUCAUAAAGCCAUUUUUGAUAUGAGUGGGGAUAAAUCCCCUGGUCCUGAUGGUUUUUCUGCUUUAUUCUUUCAAGUGUUUUGGGACAUAGUGAAAGAUGAUAUUAUGAAGCUGUUUGAGGAAUUUUAUGAAGGUUUUAUUAAAAAUAGAUACUUGCUUGAUGGGGUCGUUGUAGCUCAAGAGAUUAUCAAUGACUGUUUUCAGAAUAAGAAAAGAGGGGGAAUUUUAUUGAAGCUAGAUUUUGUGAAAGCUUAUGAUAUGCUUGAUUGGAAUUUUAUUUUAGAUGUUCUGAAGGCAAAAAAAUUUGGGGAUAAAUGGGUGAAUUGGGUGAAAUUAUGCUUACAUGGGGGAUGGUUUGGCUUUGCUCUUGAGAAUGAUGAAUCUUUACAACAGGGUUUGGCUACUAUGAUGAAUUGUAAAAGUGGUAGCUUUCCUAUUACUUAUCUUGGGGUGCCCUUAAGACCUGGGAAAUUAAAAAAAGAUGAUUGGUCUCCUCUGAUUGUUAAAAUUGAGAAAAGAUUAGCUUUAUGGAAAGGAAAUUCCUUAUCACAAGGAGGUAGAUUAGUAUUGGUUAAUGCUGUUCUCUCCUCGAUACCAACUUUCUGGCUAUCUUAUUUUUUAUUUCCUUUAUGGGUUAUUGAAAAAAUUGAUAAGAUGAGAAGAAGAUUUUUAUGGAUUGGUUCUUUGGAACAUAAAGGAUGUUCAAAUUUGGUUAAAUGGGAAGAAGUGUGCAAACCAAAAAAGUGUGGUGGUUUGGGAGUUAAAAAUUUGAAGGUAAUGAACAAAGCCCUUUUAGGAAAAUGGUUAUGGAAAUGGUUUGAUGUACUCGAGUGGAGAUUGGCAAUGGAAAUUAUGCUUUAUUCUGGUUGGAUAAAUGGUUCUAAAGAGAUUUCUGCUCGAGCUGCUAGGUUACAGGAAAGGAGGAGAAAAAAAGCUGCUGGGAGGCUUAAUAAUGAUGGCACAACUGCUGGCGGGAUGGCUGAGCUCCAAGUGAUCCAGUUGGAAUGA